Anoplopoma fimbria (sablefish) is the source of this 947-nucleotide messenger RNA. It is a transcript of the gene cbx7b, whose product is annotated as chromobox homolog 7b. Gene Ontology annotation, biological process: negative regulation of transcription by RNA polymerase II. The record is from RefSeq and is a predicted model, not a curated record. The transcript has 6 exons. Gene Ontology annotation, cellular component: PRC1 complex. Lineage: Eukaryota; Metazoa; Chordata; Actinopteri; Perciformes; Anoplopomatidae. Bases 165 to 947 code for a protein of 260 amino acids.
GAUAAAUGUGGCCUUUUUUUUUUUUUUAAAGUGUCAGGAAAAACAGGACGCGACUGAGCGAGUAACGGGAGGACAGAAGGACGGAAACCGGGAACGUUAGCUCAGCUUGCAGAGGAGAAAAGACGGUACUUUGACAGUUACGAGCCGCGGGGCCGCGCACAGAGAUGGAGCUGUCAGCGAUCGGAGAGCAAGUGUUUGCUGUGGAAGCAAUCCUGAAGAAAAGAGUUAAGAAGGGGAACGUGGAGUAUCUGCUGAAGUGGAAAGGGUGGCCUCCAAAGUAUAGCACAUGGGAACCUGAGGAACACAUUCUGGACCAGCGCUUGGUGCAGGCCUACGAAGAGAAAGAGCAGAGAGAGAGAACUCUGGGACACAGGAGAAAAGGAUCCAAAGCCAAAAGACUCAUUCUGCAGGAUACUGUCUACGCCAUGGAUCUCCGCAGUGCUCACAAGACUCCGGAGCAGCCUUCGCCUCGCCUGCGUCUCUCUCUGACGCGCUCCCUUCUCCCCGAGGACGAAGACCAACUGGCACAUGGAGAAAGCAAACCCAGGAGGUCGCAAUUCACGAACCUGGACUCAAACCCUCCAAGUCCUACGCAAGAGGACUGGGAAGGCCGGGGAGAGGAGGAAGAAGAGGAGGAGGAGGAGGAAGAAGAGGAGGACAAUGUAGAAAGUGAAGAUGAUGGAGAGGAGGAGGAGAAAGAGGAGGAUCUAAAAGAGACGACGGAGAAGAGCCAAGGCACUUUAAAUGGACAGGAGAGGACAGACGAGUGGAGCUCAGCUGUCGGACCAGACGAGGUAACGGCAUCAGAGAAGCCGGACGACGACGUCUGGUGGCCCGUCCUCGUCCCGGGGGAGGUGACAGUCACAGACGUCACGCUCAACGCCCUCACAGUGACUUUCCGAGAGUCGAGGGUGCCCAAAGGCUUCUUCAGAGACUGGGGCCAGUAG